Messenger RNA from Nematocida major, 903 nucleotides. Its product is annotated as deoxyhypusine monooxygenase. Gene Ontology annotation, molecular function: deoxyhypusine monooxygenase activity. Lineage: Eukaryota; Fungi; Microsporidia. The transcript has a single exon. The record is from RefSeq and is a predicted model, not a curated record. Gene Ontology annotation, biological process: peptidyl-hypusine biosynthetic process. Bases 1 to 903 code for a protein of 300 amino acids.
AUGCACAGCACGCCUUCGGUGGACAUGGUCCAGAAAUUUUCAGACAUUUUGCAAAACGAAGAAGAGCCGCUAAAGCUGAGGUUUAGAGCGCUUUUUGCGCUCAGAAACAUCUGCACAGAAGAGUCCGUACACGGGAUUGCCAACGCAUUCAGCACUUCAUCCGUUCUUUUGAAGCACGAGCUGGCAUAUGUCAUGGGGCAGAUGCAAAACAGAGCCGCGCUUCCAAUUCUGCAGCGCGUUCUUGAGGAUGGCAAGGAGGACGAGAUUGUUCGGCACGAGGCCGCCGAAGCAAUAGCCACGUUUGGAGACGCGCAAUACGAGUCCUUGCUGCGGAAGUAUUCUGACAUAGCCGUGUCAAACAGCAAGGCGGUCUCAGAAACAUGCCAAAUAGGCGCGGAGCUUAUUGCAAACGGAGGCGCCAAGAAGUCGCCGUACGGGUCCCUGGAUCCUGCUCUGGCGUCGAGCAAUCUGUCGCUUGAAGAAAUGCGGGGCAUAUACCUUGACGAGAGCAGGCCGCUGUACGAAAGAUACACUGCUAUGUUUGGCCUGCGAGACACAGGCACAGAGGAAGCCGUGGAAAUUCUGGCAGAGGGGUUUAACGCAAAGGACAGGUCGGAUCUUUUCGAGCACGAAAUUGCAUUUGUGUUUGGGCAGAUGUCGCACCCUGCUUCGGCAAAGCACCUGGCACGAGUCCUUUUCGACGAGUCCCGCCAUGAGAUGGUCAGACAUGAGUGUGCCGAAGCGCUGGGAACUAUUGACACGGAGGAGGCAAAGCAGGCUUUGCUUGCGCUGAAGGACAUCCCAAACAGAAUCAUUCGGGAAAGCGUUGAAAUAGGCCUGGACAUACACGACUACCACUUCGCAGACCCGAGCCUAGAAUACAUUGUGGAGAAGUUCGAGUAG